Messenger RNA from Cherax quadricarinatus, 1941 nucleotides. The record is from RefSeq and is a predicted model, not a curated record. NCBI's taxonomy places the organism in Eukaryota, Metazoa, Arthropoda, Malacostraca, Decapoda, Parastacidae.
GAGUAAAAUGUCUGCGUCAUCUGCGUUUUGGUAAUGUUAUCUGAGGCUGCGAGGGGCUGGUGCUAUGCUCAGUGCAGGACCUGUGCUGGAGGGAGGAGGGUGUGGGCAAGUCUCGCUCUCUCUCACACACACACCGCUGAUACACAGGACUGAAAAUACUGUUAUUGCCGAGGACCGCGUAGAGAAGUCAUCAGGAGAAUGGCUCGUUGGAGCUGGUUAUUUGUCGUCCUGGGCAUGACUUUUGUCCAGUUGUCGUCUGAACAGUCAGUAAAAAGAAAUAAAGGCGGUGUUUCAAUACGACUGCCUCAGUGCUGCCCGAGUCAGCAUGCCAUAUCCACGAGGAACGCGACUUGCGCCUACAACCCAGAUUCUUCCUUCCAGCCGCCUAUUCUCUUCAAGGGAUCCAUGAUGCUAGCUUCGAACAUAGUGGAGGAGGUGAAAGGAAUUACUCUAGCCUGUGAGAACGAGAACAGUGGCACUCGUCUCAUAGCCCUCAGUUUAGAUGGCGAACAUGGUACCCUAAUAUUAUUACCUGAUGGUACUGUUAACGUCAUGUGGUUUCCCCCUGAGGGAUUGAUCUACGAGCGACUCCAGGAUUUCUGCGUUUUGCAGGUACUCGAUGACGAAUCGGAUGACCCACCUAUGUACUGGGCCAAAGCUUGCCUUCAGGACCAUGCUUUGCAGUGGCAAGCUGACCGGCUAGCCUGCAGUAACGCCUCGUGCCUUCGUAAGUGCUGUCCAGCUGGCGAGCACCUCAAAAACAAGGGACUUUGCAUGCCUGACGAUAAAACUAAAGACUGGAGCCUAGCGCCACAGUUCCCAGACUUGCAUGUUGUGUAUGGCUUGCCCACGUGUGAGAAAAUUCUGAUAUACGAUGACCACAGCCUCACAGAAACGGGGAACUUGCUCGCCUCAGAGGAGCUCCUCUCGCCUCAACACUACUGCAUAGAUAACAACGAGGAUACCAAGAGCGACCAGGUCUACGAACUCGCUCUGGUGUGCUUCGAGGGGUCGGCCGACUCCGAGUGCCAGUGGAAAUACGGAGUGCUGGUUCCAGUCUUGAUGGGAAUCUCCUGUGCCUGCUUGACUGCCACCUGGGUUAUUUACCUGCUGGUGCCACGACUCAAGAGCUGCAACACAGGAAGGUGCCUAUUGUCCUUCGUCAGCGCCACUUUCUUCGCCUUUCUAACCAUCACGAUCAACAAAGCGGGCCGUGAAAAUUUCACCGAGCUGCAGUGCUCAUUAAUAGCCACGCUGUGUCAUGCUAGUAUCCUAGCUAUGUUUUUCUGGCUCAACGUCAUGAGUUUCCACAUCUACUUCCAGCUAAGGUCACCACAUAAAGGGUAUCGCGAGGGCGUACGAGUGUUCCUGGUAUACAGCCUCUACGCCUGGGGUAGCGCUAUUCUCAUCACUCUCGUUGGUGUCACGCUGGAUGCCCUGCAAGCUGAUGUUAUACGCCCACACUUCCACCUCCCCAACUGCUGGUUCCUCGAUGUGACUUCCCGCUGGGUGUACCAGUACGGCAUCAUCCUGGUGCUCAUCUUAGUAAACAUGGUAUUCUUCAUCUGCUCAGUGAUGCUGCUGAAGCGCAACGACAGAUACAGAGUCGAGAGUGGACACAACCAGACCAUAAGUGCCUGGGUAUACCUUAAACUCUUCAUUAUUACGGGAGUGCUGUGGAUUACUGAGAUCGUGUCUUGGAAGAUUGGCAACCAGUGUAACAUCGCAGUCAUCAUCAUCGACAUCUUUAAACAGUCUUCAAGGAGUGUAUAUUUUUCUCGUGGCAGUUUGCUUAAGGAAAGAUCUCAAGGUAAAGUGAACAAUGCUAAGUGUUUCCACUGGGGAUGUCCUCAGCUGGCCGUUAGUAAUGAAGAUUCUGUCCCGACUCACACUGGAGAAGAUGCCAGCGAACUCCUGGAUGCGCAGCGUCGCAAGGAGUGA